Molecule: messenger RNA, 4084 nt
Organism: Bombina bombina (fire-bellied toad)
Lineage: Eukaryota; Metazoa; Chordata; Amphibia; Anura; Bombinatoridae
Product: low-density lipoprotein receptor-related protein 5
Exons: 18
Coding region: 386-4084 (1232 amino acids)
Molecular function (GO): protein binding
Source: RefSeq, a predicted model, not a curated record
GUUGCUUUUUUGCUAACCGUCAGGAUGUCAGAUUGGUGGAUGCGCAGUCAAAGGUGGAAUCUACAGUUGUGGUGAGUGGCCUAGAAGAUGCAGCUGCCGUGGAUUUUCUAUACACACAAGGUAUCAUUUAUUGGACGGAUGUCAGUGAGGAAUCCAUCAAACAGACUGUUUAUAACAGAGUGACAAUGUGCAGACAGUUGUCGUCUCUGGCUUAGUGUCACCCGAUGGUCUGGCCUGUGACUGGAUAAGCAGAAAGCUCUACUGGACGGACUCUGAAACCAACAGGAUAGAGGUGGCCAACAUCAAUGGCACGUACAGGAAGGUGCUCUUCUGGGAAGACUUGGAUCAACCACGAGCCAUAGCUUUGGAUCCAGCUCAUGGAUACAUGUACUGGACAGACUGGGGAGAUACUCCAAGAAUAGAACGUGCUGGAAUGGACGGCAGCAUCCGUAAAAUCGUUGUUGACACAGAAAUAUUUUGGCCAAAUGGGUUAACUAUUGAUUUAGAGGAGCAAAAAUUGUAUUGGGCAGAUGCAAAGCUUAGUUUUAUUCACAGGGCUAAUUUGGAUGGUUCAUUUAGGCAGAAAGUUGUAGAAGGAACCCUCACACAUCCCUUUGCUCUGACACUGGCAGGAGAGACGCUGUUCUGGACAGACUGGCAGACACGCUCUAUCCACGCCUGCAACAAGCAUACUGGAGAAAAAAGGCGAGAAAUACUCAGUGACCUCUACUCUCCCAUGGACAUACAAGUAUUCAGCCUCUCUCGCCAACCCCAUUUUCUGACACCAUGCGAUUAUGGUAAUGCAGGCUGCUCUCACCUCUGCCUUCUGUCCCCACGUGAUCCGUUUUACAGCUGUGCAUGUCCUACUGGGGUGCAACUGACACAAGAUGGCAAGACAUGCAAAAUAGGUGCAGAUAAUGUCCUGCUGCUAGCACGGAGGACAGACCUACGGAGGAUCUCUUUAGACAUGCCAGACUUCACAGAUAUUGUCCUUCAGAUUAAUGACAUUCGUCAUGCUAUCGCUAUUGACUUUGACCCUGUGGAAGGAUUUAUUUACUGGACAGAUGACGAGGUCAGAGCUAUCCGCCGAGCUUACCUGGAUGGUUCAGGAGCACAGACAUUGGUGACCACUGAGGUCCGGCACCCAGAUGGGAUUGCCGUAGACUGGGUGGCUCGCAAUCUUUAUUGGACUGACACGGGGACAGAUCGAAUUGAGGUCACAAGGUUAAAUGGCACUUCACGCAAGAUUGUAAUAUCUGAACAUCUGGAUGAACCAAGGGCCAUAGUGCUGAACCCAUUGACUGGCUAUAUGUACUGGACAGACUGGGGAGAAAGCCCAAAAAUUGAAUGUGCUUACCUUGAUGGCUCAGAGAGAAUGGUGCUGGUCAACUCUUCCUUAGGUUGGCCCAAUGGGUUGGCCCUGGACCUACAAGAGGGUAAACUUUACUGGGGAGAUGCCAAAACCGACAAAAUUGAGGUUAUGAAUGUGGAUGGGACCAUGAGGAAAACCCUUUUAGAAGAUAAGCUGCCCCAUAUAUUUGGAUUUACAUUACUUGGUGACUAUAUCUAUUGGACUGACUGGCAAAGGAGAAGCAUUGAAAGAAUUCACAAAGUGAGGGCAAGUCGGGAAGUCAUCAUAGAUCAACUGCCAGAUCUGAUGGGUCUGAAAGCUGCCAGUGUAAAAAAUAAAUAUGAUAUAAAUCCAUGCGCUGAUAGAAAUGGUGGCUGCAGUCACUUAUGUUUCUUCACCCCCCGUGGAAUCCAGUGUUCCUGCCCCAUAGGGUUGGAGUUACUAAGUGACAUGAGAACCUGUAUCAUUCCUGAAGCCUUUCUGGUCUUCACCAGCAGAGCAGCGAUUCACAGGAUUUCUCUGGAAACCAGCAAUAACGAUGUGGUCAUGCCACUUACUGGUGUCAAAGAGGCGUCUGCUCUAGACUUUGAUGUGUCAGAUAACAGGAUCUACUGGACAGAUAUUAGUUCAAAGACAAUAAGCCGGGCGUUCAUGAAUGGGAGCUCAGUGGAACAUGUGGUAGAAUUUGGACUGGAUUUUCCAGAGGGCCUAGCAGUGGACUGGAUGGGGAAGAAUCUGUACUGGGCAGACACUGGCACCAAUCGCAUUGAGGUGUCACGUCUGGAUGGAGCCUUCAGGCAGGUUUUGAUUUGGAAGGAUUUGGAUAACCCACGAUCAUUGGCACUUGAUCCAGCAAAAGGGUAUAUGUACUGGACAGAAUGGGGAGGGAAACCAAAGAUCGUUCGAGCCUACAUGGAUGGAACAAACAGCAAGACACUGGUUGACAAAGUGGGGCGUGCAAAUGACUUGACUAUUGACUAUAAAGAUCAACGUCUCUACUGGACGGACCAGGACACAAGCAUGAUUGAGUCCUCCAAUAUGUUGGGCGAUGAAAGGGAGAUUAUUGCUGAUGACCUUCCUCAUCCCUUCGGAUUGACCCAGUACAGUGAUUUUAUCUACUGGACGGACUGGAAGCUCCACAGUAUUGAAAGAGCCAACAAAGUCAAUGGUAGCAAUCGUACACUGAUUAAGAGCCACCUGGACUUUGUCAUGGAUAUCUUGGUCUUCCACUCAUCGCGUCAGGAUGGUCAGAAUGACUGCAUGCAGAACAGUGGUCGCUGCAGCCAGCUUUGCCUAUCUGUACCGAGCGGUUACCGUUGCAGCUGCUCCUCUCAUUACAGACUAGACACCAACAACAGAAAUUGCACAUCACCCUCCAGCUUCCUAUUGUUCAGCCAGAAGGCAGCAAUAAACCGCAUGGUGUUAGACGACCAACCAGAUGUCAUACUUCCCAUUCACGGGCUAAGGAAUGCCAAGGCCAUCGGGUAUGACCCACUUGACAAAUUCAUCUACUGGGUGGAUGGACGUCAGAACAUCAUCAAAAGGGCAAAGGAUGACGGCACGCAGCCCUUCGUGUUGGUUUCUACUCCUAGCCAAGGCCACACUCAGGAGAAGCAGCCCCAUGAUCUGAGCAUUGACAUCUAUAGCCGCAUGUUGUACUGGACUUGUGAAUCCACCAACACCAUUAAUGUCAACAGACUGAGUGGGGAAUUCAUCGGCAUUGUGUUACGUGGUGACCAUGACAAGCCCAGAGCCAUUGUGGUGAAUGCAGAGAGGGGAUACAUGUACUUCACAAACAUGCAAGAUCGCUCUCCUAAAAUUGAACGGGCGGCUUUGGACGGCACAGAGAGAGAGGUUCUGUUCACCACAGGUCUCAUCAGACCAGUCGCACUGGUCAUUGACAAUCAGCUUGGGAAACUGUUCUGGGUGGAUGCAGAGUUGAAGCGAAUUGAAAGCAGUGAUCUUUCAGAACCACCCACCUGCUCUCCAAACCAAUUCACCUGUGCCACUGGCGAGAUUGACUGCAUCCCCAUGGCUUGGCGUUGUGAUGGCUUCUCAGAGUGCGAUGACCACAGUGAUGAGGAAAACUGUCCCAUGUGCUCGACCAACCAUUUUCAGUGUGAGAAGGGGCAGUGCAUCGACUCCCGACUGAGAUGUAAUGGAGAGAUUGACUGCCAGGAUAAGUCCGAUGAGAGUGACUGUGACUCAAUCUGUCUGCCCCACCAGUUCCGAUGUGGUGAUGGUCAUUGUAUAAUGGCGGCGCAGCAGUGUGACGCCAUCACUGACUGUAGUGACCACUCUGAUGAGCUCAUUUGUGAGCCUAACAAAACGCUCUCAGAGGAGUUACCAUCCCACAGCAGUGCAAUAGGCCCUGUCAUUGGCAUUAUCCUGACUGUCUUUGUCAUGGGUGGUGUGUAUUUUGUGUGCCAGCGUGUUGUGUGCCGGAGAUACACUGGACCCAAUGGACCCUUUCCGCAUGAGUACAUCAGCGGCACCCCACAUGUACCCCUGAACUUUAUAACCAGCAGAAGCUCUCAGCCCGGCACUUACACAGGUAUUUCCUGUGGGAAGCCAAUGAUCAGUUCCAUGAGCAUCAUGGGAGGAAGCAGUGGUGCACCUUUGUACGACAGGAACCACGUAACAGGGGCGUCAUCCAGCGGCUCCUCCAGCACAAAGGCCACACUGUAUCCUCAGGUAAAUCGCUGCCGUUACAAAGUAGUAGUGACCGGCUGA